AUGCAACUCCUCACCCUCUCCCUCCUCAUCCCCAUCGCCUACGUCUCCAUCCUCCUAGGCAGCAUGGCGACCUUCUCCUACCUCUACCGCUCACGCCAAGUGAACAAAAAGCUCCGCCUAGCCCCCUACUUCCCCGAACACACGACCCGCAACAUCUACCUCUCCCUCCUGCACCUGUCAGACUCGGACCCUGAUCACCCCGCCGAAACGGACAAACCCCCCAAAGUCCCAGACAGUGUCCUGCGAGCGGCCCUCCUCGCGCGCGCAUGCGACGACAUCCGCCGCAUCAUGGAGGUGCGCGUGCGCAAGCCCGCGCUCGCGGCCCUGCUCCAGCGGGGCGUCGUGGGGGAUGAGAUCUUCCAGCGGCUGCAGCGCGCGGAGCAGGAGCUCGAGCUGGAGAUCAAGGACGUGGUGGCCGAGGCGAACGCGCUGAGUGGUUCCGGGCAAGCAGGCACGUGGGGCCAGACGAUCUUCCAGAGCGCCAACGAGAUGGUGCAGAAUCAGAUGUUACGGGAGAAGUUGGAGGGGAUCAAGGCCGGGUUGCCGGCCGAGAGGGAGCGGUGGGACCGCACGCGCGAGAGUGCGAGGAAGGAGUUGUUGGGCGGCGUGGCCGAGAGUGAGGGUGGUGCUCUUGCUGCUGCGUCUACUUCUGCGUCGACGUCUACUUCUAUUCCAACCCCCGCUCCCGCGCCUACCGCUGCUACACAGGGCGCGAGCCUCAAGGCCGCCGCGGGGAGUAGCGAUGAGGAUGGAGUUAUUGUCGAGACGCCGAGCGCAGUCGCGGAGGUUCCGACGCCUGGAACAACUGGUGCAGGCGGAGGAGGCGGCAAGAACAAGAAGAAAAAGGGCAAGAAAUAA
This is a messenger RNA of Cladophialophora yegresii CBS 114405, 858 nucleotides long. RefSeq lists its product as uncharacterized. The coding region runs from base 1 to 858 and encodes 285 amino acids. Gene Ontology annotation, biological process: post-translational protein targeting to membrane, translocation. The transcript has a single exon. NCBI's taxonomy places the organism in Eukaryota, Fungi, Ascomycota, Eurotiomycetes, Chaetothyriales, Herpotrichiellaceae. Gene Ontology annotation, cellular component: Sec62/Sec63 complex. The record is from RefSeq and is a predicted model, not a curated record.